GGAUCUGCAGAGAGCGGCUGAGCCGGGCAGAGCUCGCAGGGAGACACGGGCGGCAGGCAGCUCAUCGGAGAGACCGGCACAGCCAUAGCAAUACAGGCCGCUCAGUGACAUGACCUCCCGCAGGUGGUUUCAUCCAAACAUCAAUGGACUGGAAGCAGAGACACUACUCCUUAAACAUGGGGGACACGGAAGCUUCCUGGCCCGUCCCAGCAAGAGUAAUCCCGGAGAUUUCACGCUGUCUGUUCGAAGGCACGAUGAAGUCACGCACAUUAAAAUCCAGAAUACCGGAGAUUACUAUGACCUUUAUGGAGGGGAGACAUUUGCAACCCUAGCAGAGCUGGUGCAGUACUAUACAGAACAGCAAGGGUUACUUCGGGAGAAGAAUGGGGAUGUCAUAGAGCUCCGUUAUCCACUCAACUCCCAGGAUCCUACGUCAGAAAGGUGGUACCAUGGUCACCUAUCUGGCCGAGAAGCUGAAAAGCUUUUGCUGGAAAAGGGAAAACCUGGCAGUUUUCUGGUGCGGGAAAGUCAGAGCAAGCCAGGAGAUUUUGUGCUGUCCGUCCUGACUAGUGAGGAAAAACUGGAGAACGGGGAGCGUAAAUCUCGUGUCACCCAUGUGAUGAUCCGAUUUCAGCCGGAUGGGAAAUACGAUGUUGGAGGUGGUGAACGUUUCGAUACAUUGACUGACCUAUUGGAGCAUUACAAAAAGAAUCCAAUGGUGGAGAAGUCAGGAGCUGUGGUGCAUCUUAAACAGCCAUUUAAUGCAACUCGGAUCAACGCAGCCAACAUUGAAACAAGAGUCCGGGAGCUGAACAAAAUGGCUGACAAUACAGAGAAGGCCAAACAGGGAUUCUGGGAAGAGUUUGAAAUGCUUCAGCAGCAGGAGUGCAAAUUACUCUACCCCAGAAAAGAGGGUCAAAGGCCAGAGAACAAAAGCAAGAAUAGAUAUAAAAAUAUUUUACCUUUCGACACAACACGGGUAGCUCUGCGAGACGUCGACGAAAGCAUACCAGGAUCUGAUUACAUCAAUGCAAAUUAUAUCAAGAGUAACUUAGAUGACUCCCGAGGUUCUCAGCUGUACAAAGUGUAUAUUGCCACACAGGGCUGUCUGCAGAACACGGUGUGCGACUUCUGGAAUAUGGUUUAUCAAGAGAACACGCAUGUAAUAGUCAUGACUACCAAAGAAAUGGAGCGGUCCAGGAAAAAAUGUUUUUGUUAUUGGCCAGAUGAAAAUUGUUCCAAAGACUACGGCUGCAUCGUGGUGCAGAGUUUGGGUGUGCAUUUAGAAAAGGACUACAUCUUGAGAGAGCUGCAGAUGUCUCGCGUAGACAGGGAUGAGCCACCAAGACGUAUUUGGCAUUAUCAGUACCUGAGCUGGCCUGAUCACGGAGUUCCGAAUGAACCCGGUGGGGUAUUGUGUUUCCUGGAAGAAAUUAAUACAGCUCAAAAUUGCACUCCACAGGCUGGACCUAUAGUAGUACACUGCAGUGCGGGUAUUGGAAGAACUGGUACAAUAAUAGUAAUAGAUAUUCUGGUUGAUAUUAUUAAUAGACAAGGUUUGGAUUGUGAUAUUGACGUCCCAAAGACUAUUCAGAUGGUGAGACAGCAGCGUUCUGGAAUGGUACAGACGGAGGCUCAGUAUAAGUUCAUUUAUAUGGCUGUGCAAAAGUAUAUAGAAUCCAGGAAGAAACUUUUAGAGGAUGAGCAGUGGGGUAAGAAGAAAGAACGAGAGUACAGCAACAUUCAGUAUCCACUGGGGGACAAGGUCAAACCCAAACCACAGGCAGUCGUAGUGCCAAAUCCAGCUAGGGUAAAUGACGAGUCUGCCUGUGUCUAUGAAAAUCUCAACAUUAGAAGCACACAUGUGUCUGGUACAAGUAAUUCUGGCAGAUAAACCUUUGCAGAUAUUGAGCUGCACACUUACCAAAAAAACGAAGACAAAAAAAAACAUUUUGUCUGUUUCCUGGCCAUGGCUGCUUGGAGUUGCCCCCCCCCCCCCCGGUUGUGCGGCUUACCCCUGCCCAGCUCCAUGAGCCAGCGCUAGAAAGAGGCACGCAAGUGGAAAGAGAAGCGCAAAGUGCCCUGUGAGAGGUGGCACGCCUGCAGCAACCUAUAACAAAAGAACAUUUUUUUUUUCCUUUUUUCUUUUCAUUUCUGCCUCAGUGUUUUCGACAAAGUAUUUAUUUAAGUGCCUCAGAAAGUCUGCUGAGUUUUUAAAACUUUUUUUUUUUAUU
Messenger RNA from Pelobates fuscus (common spadefoot toad), 2234 nucleotides. Its product is annotated as tyrosine-protein phosphatase non-receptor type 11-like. Bases 110 to 1894 code for a protein of 594 amino acids. Gene Ontology annotation, biological process: positive regulation of ERK1 and ERK2 cascade; protein dephosphorylation. The transcript has 16 exons. Lineage: Eukaryota; Metazoa; Chordata; Amphibia; Anura; Pelobatidae. Gene Ontology annotation, molecular function: cell adhesion molecule binding; non-membrane spanning protein tyrosine phosphatase activity; receptor tyrosine kinase binding. Gene Ontology annotation, cellular component: cytoplasm. The record is from RefSeq and is a predicted model, not a curated record.